CAAGGGAUUGCGGAGAGAGAGGGAGGCCCGGAGAGCGACGCUUAUUCGCCGCCCCUCCCCCAUCCGCCGUCCUCCAGCGCUGGGAUGCUGCCGCUGCUGCCGCCGCUGCCAUCACCGCGAGAUGCGCGUCAAACGGGCAUCAUCAUCAGCAUGUAGAUCCACAUCUCUCCUUCACCCAUCACUCUGUCCAACAGCGCCAAAAAUAACAGCAACGAUGUGACCAAAACGACCCUCCUUUACGUCCCCGACAGCACAACACGCCGUUUCCAACCGAUUAAUUAAUGCGGACAUGGUACAAUCUCAUCUGCAUCAUUCAGGUUUCCGUUCGCAGAAGAUGAAGUGCUCACCGCCGUCUGCCGCCUCCUGCACCCGUCAUUUGAUUCCUAUUCUGCACCGAUGCGCAUUUGGAAAAGCGUAAAGGUCAAAUGAUGUGACUUUCAUUUAUUUUAUCUCCAUGAUGGGCAUGAUUUGAGGAUAAAUCACUGUGUGAAUCAUUGCGACUUUUGCUGCCUUUUUUCGACUCCACGUCAAAUGUCCUUGGAACAUGGCCUGCGCGGUUUCUUACAGAUAUUAUUCCUGUGUCAAUAGAUCCCCUUUAUUUUGUAAUAAUCAGUAACAUCAUUUGAUCUUCAUAGAGAUGGAUUGGCACAAUGGCUACCACUUUACUUGUUGACUUUUCCUUUAUGGGGGGAUAUUUCAGAGCAACCCCAGCCACCACACCCUAGAACAGAAAAUCCCAAACAAUUCAUGUCUCACAAUGGAGAACUACACACAGAACAUCUUACAAAUAGGUAAGAAGGAAAACAAAUAGGACAAAAGAAAACAUCUUCACAGGUGAACAUCUUUUAGCUAAACGCCUCUGCUAAAAAAAGCUACCAGUCUUCCACCACCAACACAGCACCAUGGGGGAUCUGGGCAAUAGCACAGUAGAGUUCCACCCUAAAAAGCCAGGAAUGGACCAGGGAGGCCAUGAUGGGGAUUUUGGGGUGUCGGUGGAUGAGUUGUGCUCACUGAUGGAGCUCAGGGGAGCCGAGGCCCUGCAGAAGAUCCAGGAGAACUACACAAAUACAGAAACCCUUUGUCACAGACUCAAGACUUCACCUGCAGAUGGGCUAUCGGACAAUCCUGCGGAUCUGGAGAAACGUCGAAAGGUUUUUGGAAUGAACUUCAUCCCUCCUAAGCAGCCCAAGACCUUCCUUGAGCUUGUGUGGGAGGCUCUACAGGAUAUUACCCUCAUAAUCCUGGAAAUAGCGGCCAUUAUUUCCCUCGGACUGUCCUUUUACCAGCCGCCAGGAGGGGACAGUGAAGCAUGUGUUGAAGUGAGUGAAGGUGCGGAGGACGAGGGAGAGGCGGAUGCCAACUGGAUUGAGGGUGCAGCUAUCCUGCUAUCGGUGAUCUGCGUGGUGCUGGUGACUGCCUUCAAUGACUGGAGCAAAGAAAAGCAGUUUCGUGGCUUGCAGAGCCGCAUCGAACAGGAGCAACGUUUCGCUGUGGUGCGCAACAGCACGGUCAUUCAAAUCCCUGUGGCUGAGAUGGUGGUGGGGGAUAUUGCCCAGGUCAAAUAUGGCGACCUCCUGCCUGCGGAUGGUGUUCUCAUCCAAGGGAACGACCUAAAGAUCGAUGAGAGCUCCCUCACUGGAGAGUCUGAUCACGUACGCAAAUCCAUUGACAAGGAUCCCAUGCUGCUGUCAGGCACUCAUGUAAUGGAGGGGUCAGGGAAAAUGUUGGUGACUGCAGUUGGCGUCAACUCUCAAACGGGAAUCAUUUUCACCCUACUGGGGGCCGGAGAAAUGGAGGAGGAGAAGAAAGACUGCAAGAAAGAGGUCAAUAGUAAUUCAUCCACGCAGUUCCCCAGUGUUGAAGCCAAAGAACACAACAUCAUAAAUGGGAAACAAGAUGGAACCCUGGAGAACAACCAAAAUAAAGCUAAGAAACAGGAUGAGGCUGUUGCCAUGGAGAUGCAGCCUCUGAAGAGUGCAGAAGGUGGUGAAGUGGAGGAGAAAGAGAAGAAAAAAGCCAGUGUGCCCAAGAAGGAGAAAUCCGUUCUUCAGGGCAAACUCACCAAGCUGGCAGUGCAAAUUGGGAAAGCAGGUCUGGUGAUGUCGGCCAUCACUGUGAUUAUCUUGAUGCUGUACUUUGUGAUUAAAACGUUCAUUGUUCAUAAACAGCCAUGGCUGACAGAGUGCACACCGAUCUACGUGCAAUACUUUGUCAAGUUCUUCAUCAUUGGAGUUACAGUUCUGGUAGUGGCAGUGCCUGAGGGUCUGCCGCUGGCUGUCACCAUAUCACUGGCCUACUCCGUAAAAAAAAUGAUGAAGGAUAAUAACCUUGUGCGUCAUUUGGAUGCCUGUGAGACUAUGGGCAAUGCCACGGCUAUUUGCUCUGAUAAAACAGGGACCCUCACCACUAACCGGAUGACAGUAGUCCAGAUUUAUAUAGGGGACCAGCUCUUUCGGGACAUCCCAACGCCAGACCAGAUUAACCCAAGGACUUUGGAGCUCAUCAGCAGCGCUAUUGCUGUGAACUGCGCCUACACCUCCAAAAUAAUGCCUGCUGAUAAGGAAGGUGGGCUGCCCAAACAGGUGGGUAAUAAGACAGAGUGUGCUCUGCUGGGACUCGUCCUGGACCUGAAGCAGGACUACCAAGCUGUGAGAGAGCAGAUCCCAGAGGAGUUACUCUAUAAAGUCUACACCUUUAAUUCAGUCCGAAAAUCCAUGAGCACCGUCAUUCAGAUGCCUGAUGGAAGCUUCCGCUUGUACAGCAAAGGAGCCUCUGAGAUCCUGCUCAAAAAAUGCUCGUUCAUUUUAUCGCGUGACGGCGAGGCUCGUGCUUUUAGGGCACGGGACAAAGACGAAAUGGUAAAGAAAGUGAUUGAGCCGAUGGCAUGUGAUGGCCUUCGUACGAUUUGCAUUGCAUACCGGGAGCUGCCAGCUGACCCCCUGCCAGACUGGGACAAUGAGACCGACAUCGUCUCCAACCUUACCUGCAUCACUGUGGUCGGCAUUGAAGACCCUGUUCGACCAGAGGUCCCAGAUGCCAUCAGAAAGUGCCAGCGAGCAGGCAUCACUGUGCGUAUGGUGACGGGUGACAAUAUAAACACUGCACGUGCCAUUGCUGCCAAGUGUGGCAUCAUCCAUCCUGGCGACGACUUCCUGUGUAUGGAAGGAAAGGACUUCAAUAGGCGCAUCAGGAAUGAGAAGGGAGAGAUUGAGCAGGAGCGCAUUGAUAAAAUUUGGCCCAAGCUCAGAGUUCUUGCUCGCUCCUCCCCGACUGACAAACACACUCUAGUUAAAGGUAUUAUAGACAGCACUGUUGUGGAACAAAGGCAGGUGGUUGCAGUCACUGGUGACGGCACAAAUGAUGGGCCUGCCCUGAAGAAAGCUGAUGUGGGGUUUGCAAUGGGCAUUGCUGGUACAGAUGUGGCCAAGGAGGCGUCUGACAUCAUCCUGACCGAUGAUAACUUCUCCAGCAUAGUGAAGGCUGUGAUGUGGGGACGAAACGUGUAUGACAGCAUCUCCAAGUUUCUGCAGUUCCAGCUCACAGUGAAUGUGGUGGCUGUUAUAGUAGCCUUCACCGGCGCCUGCAUCACACAGGAUUCACCCCUGAAAGCUGUGCAGAUGCUUUGGGUCAAUCUGAUCAUGGACACAUUUGCUUCUCUUGCUCUUGCUACGGAGCCGCCAACGGAAGCUCUGCUCCUGAGGAAGCCUUAUGGCCGAAACAACCCUCUCAUCUCCAGAACGAUGAUGAAGAACAUCCUUGGACAUGCCGUCUACCAGCUCGUCAUCAUCUUUACCUUGCUCUUCGCCGGUGAGAGGAUCUUUGACAUUGACAGCGGCCGUGAUGCUCCGCUUCACUCUCCUCCAUCUGAGCACUACACCAUCAUCUUUAACACGUUUGUCCUCAUGCAACUCUUCAACGAGAUCAAUGCCCGUAAGAUUCACGGAGAGAGGAACGUGUUCGAUGGGAUAUUCUCAAACCCCAUAUUCUGUUCGAUCGUGCUGGGUACAUUUGCAAUACAGAUCGUGAUUGUUCAGUUUGGAGGGAAGCCCUUCAGCUGUUCCCCCUUAAACGUGGAGCAGUGGCUCUGGUGUCUGUUUGUGGGAAUGGGAGAGCUGCUCUGGGGUCAGUUGAUUUCUUCAGUGCCAACGCAUCAGCUGAAGUGUCUGAAAGAAGCGGGCCACGGGCCGGCUCCAGACGAGAUGCUGGAUGAAGAUCUGGCCGAGGACGAGGAGGAGAUUGAUUAUGCUGAGAGAGAGCUGAGACGAGGACAGAUCCUGUGGUUUAGAGGACUCAACCGCAUUCAGACUCAGAUGGAGGUAGUGAGUACCUUCAAGAGAAGUGGUUCGUUUCAGGGUGCAGUGAGACGCCGCUCUUCAGUGCUCAGCCAACUCCAUGACGUAACCAAUAAUUCUACUCCCUCUCACGUAGUUCUCUCCACUGCCAAUGCAACUGGUGCCCCCGGGAGUGAGUCCUUACAUUCCGUUAACGGCACCUCGUAGAGCCCGUGCACUCAGAUGCCUAGCAUAUACACCAACACACACAUGCAUUGUUGCCUGCCUUCAAACGCAACUCGUCUGCUGAAUGUUGAGUGUGUGUGUGUGUGUGUGUGAGAGAGAGCAGAUUUUAACGGAAGCAUCUGCCUCAUCUCUCUACAUGUGCAUUUUCAGUUUGUUUUGCUUAUUUAUUUGUGGCCUUUCUAUCUUUCUUUCUUCCUUCCUUGCUACCUCAUAACUUAUUUCUUGCUCUCGCUGUUUAUUCUUGGUUAGUGCUGCCAAGAUGGAAUUUUCUUUUUCUUCUUGCCUUUUUUUGUUUGUUUGUUUAAAUCCCCCCCCCUCCCUCCACUGUUGCUUGAUUUGCCAGUAAUUCAUCCUCAAAUCAAUGUUGCCAUAAAGGGCUACCAGAAUUUCUCUCGAAAGAGCCAAAUAACAAUUGGGAAAUUGUUUCAUCUAAAUCAAAAGCUGACAACAUGGGAACAACCGAAGCCAAUGUUGACUGUUGUAAACCUGCGAGUAUAAGCCCAUAAUGGUUUUCAUAGUAGGGAUAUAUUAGCAUUGAUAGUGCUAACGUUUUUCUAUCCCGUUCAGGAAAACAUAAAGCAUACUUGUGUGUUUGCUUGAACUGUUUUUGUGCACCUUGUUCAGACUCUCCUCUUUCUCUUCACAGGUUUUACUGAAAUGUCCUGCUAAUUGUUUCUGCUUGAGUUUCUAUACAUUAGAAAUCUGCUGCUAUGAUUUACUGUCUGUAGCUUUGGUCUUCUUGAAAGUCAAGAGAUUUGUUUAUGAGGGUUUAAUGCACCAAAUAUAACGUCAACGUUGCCCUCCAGGUUCCAGAAGCGAUCUUUUCUGUGGUCGAAAGAAAGCAGCUGCGUCUUAGCAUUUCCAAAUCCCUUCAAAGAGACCACCGAGCAUUAGCCCAGCUGGAACCCCCUCAGUUUCAUCAUCACUUCCCCUUCAGUGUUAAUCUUCAGUUCCUUUUAUUUACGAACAUUCGACGAAAGUACGGCUUUAUAUUUUGUCCCUUUUUUUAAUCCAAUGGGUUUUUGUCUCGUCUUGUCCUGUCAGUUUUGUCCAGUUUUUCUUUUCACGUUUGUCUUCGUUUCAUCGUCGUAUAGCAUUUUGUGCUAUGCUAGCUUAAAUCCGACAGAGAUAGGAAGAUCCAGUUAAAUGACUGCAUUAAAUAACUAUAUUUUUAUAGUAAUAGUUUUACCAAAAUAAAAAAGAAACAAAGUUGCUGAUGCUGCACAAGAGGGCUGCUUCUCAAAAGCUUUUGUUAGGCCGUCAUGCCUCAACAAAAGAAAGUGUGCUGUAGAUUUAGACCUCCAUCCAUCCAUCAAACGUCUGUCUUUCACCUGCCUUCUCCUGCCGUCUGUCUUGAGGAGUCCCGAUGUGAUGUGUUUGGAGCUAUUCAAACACAAUCCCUUUUCUGUUUUUCCAUCCAGUGCCUGAAUCUCGAAAGACUUUCUGAUUUCUUCACUGGAGUUAAUUCAUAACGGGGUUUUUUUUCCUGUUCAAUAUCAUCCCCAUCGUGAAUUCUGGGCCUUAUACUCGAAAGUUUACAAUGUCAGUGCUGUGUAUAGCUAAGAAAACGGCUUUUAAAUUAAGCAGGAACCACUAAACGAAUGGCUCUUUGGAAAAACAAAGCCGCAGGAGCGCUGUUGUGUCCAUGUUGUGUAGUCUUUCCCUCUGUCAGUCACAUUGCUUUGUGGUCAUUCCUGAGCGUGGUUUGGCUAUGCAUGCAGUAUGUGGAGAACGGGGGACGAAAAAAGAAAGGCACAGAUGAAUGUGGACAUGCAUGGUCACACACACGAACGGUUUCUUUUCAAGAAGAUGCAUUUCACCCUGGCUGCUGUAGAAUCACACGUGAUGAGAACGAGGAUGUCAGAAAAAAAAGGAAUAUGGACCGAUUUGAUCGAUGUUUAUACAGAGUUAUUUCUACUGAAUGUGUACUUGCAUGCCAUGCAUGAACGGGAAGAGGAAACUUGAAUUUUUGUGCAUGGUUGCAUGGGAGAAAAGUCCCAUUUAAUGUGUGCAUAUCCUUUUGAGGGCAUAGAGAGUUUUAGUUUUUCAUUAUCUCCAAAAAGAGGCAGUCAUGAUCUUCUAAAUGUCCUCAUAUUAGAGUGAGCUAAUAUAAUCCAAGACACUUUGCUUUCUUUUUUUCAUUGAUUUAAUACAAAGCUUACCGAGAUACAGAACCCUAUAAAUGUAACAUAGAAAACUGAUGUCAGAACAAUAAAUACUGCUUGCAGUCACUAAUGCAA
This is a messenger RNA of Danio rerio (zebrafish), 6757 nucleotides long. NCBI's taxonomy places the organism in Eukaryota, Metazoa, Chordata, Actinopteri, Cypriniformes, Danionidae. The record is from RefSeq and is a predicted model, not a curated record.